Elephantulus edwardii (Cape elephant shrew) is the source of this 1854-nucleotide messenger RNA. RefSeq names its product zinc finger protein 16 (gene ZNF16). The record is from RefSeq and is a predicted model, not a curated record. Bases 1 to 1854 code for a protein of 617 amino acids. The transcript is spliced from 3 exons. NCBI's taxonomy places the organism in Eukaryota, Metazoa, Chordata, Mammalia, Macroscelidea, Macroscelididae. Gene Ontology annotation, biological process: regulation of transcription by RNA polymerase II. Gene Ontology annotation, molecular function: RNA polymerase II cis-regulatory region sequence-specific DNA binding; DNA-binding transcription factor activity, RNA polymerase II-specific.
AUGACGACACAGAACUUCCUCCAGUGGCGCCACCACCUGAGAGAAGGUGUGAUUGAGGCCAAGUCUAGGGGUGACCUGAGUGAUGUGGAACCAGGAGCCAUCCCCUCUCAUCACCCUUCAGGUUGUAACACAGGGACUGAGGACAAGGCAUUUGUGAAUCAGGCGGAAAUAGCAGAAAACCAUGUCACUGAAGCUUUCCUAUCACCUGGGCUCAGAGAACUCUGUGAUGGCAUCCUAGAAGCAGACUGGAACACACCUCAAGGUGGGAGACUGGAGGAGGAUCUGAUCCUCACCAGAGAGAAAGGUCUGAACUGUAAUGGUUUUGGGAGGGAAAUUCCUGCAAAAGAACAGCCAUAUUCAUAUGACAUUCAUGGCCAGAGUGUCCACCACAGCAUGGACCUUACUGAGGAGGGCCCCCUAGCUGAAAGCCCCUACAUUUGUAAUGAGUGUGGAAAAACCUUCGGAGGAAGCCCUGAACUUACCCAAUAUCAGAUAAUCCAUAGUGGACAGAAGUCCUUUGUAUGUCAUGAAUGUGCAAAAGCUUUUAGCCAGAACUCCCUUCUUACCAGCCACAGAGAUCCUGUGAGUGAAAAACCCUUCCAGUACAGUGAGUGUCUGAAAACCUUCAGUGUUCACGCCAGCCUCAUCCAGCAUCAACUCAGCCAAAGUGGAAAGAAACCUUACAUGUGCAAUGAAUGUGGAAAAGCCUUCAGCCACAAUUCAAGCCUGAAAAAGCAUCAAAAGUCUCACAUGAAUGAGAAACCCUAUGAAUGCAGUGAGUGUGGGAAGGCCUUCAGACGGAGCUCAAACCUCAUCCAGCAUCAUAAAAUCCAUUCUGGAGAGAAACCCUAUGUGUGCAGGGAGUGUGGGAAGGUCUUCAGACGGAGCUCAAACCUCAUUAAACACCACAGGACCCACACAGGGGAAAAACCCUUUGGGUGUAAUGAGUGUGGGAAAGCAUUCAGCCAGAGCUCCCAUCUGAGGAAACAUCAGCGGGUUCACACUGGAGAGAAACCCUAUGAGUGCAGCGACUGUGGGAAACCAUUCAGCCGUGUAUCCAACCUCAUUAAGCAUCACAGGGUUCACACUGGAGAAAAACCCUACAAAUGCAGUGACUGUGAGAAAGUCUUUAGUCAAAGUUCGAGCCUUAUUCAGCAUCGGAGAAUUCAUACAGGAGAAAAGCCGCACGUGUGUAGUGUGUGUGGAAAAGCCUUUAGUUACAGCUCAGUGCUGCGGAAGCACCAGAUCAUCCAUACUGGAGAGAAGCCAUAUGAAUGUGGUGUCUGUGGGAAGGCCUUCAGCCACAGCUCGGCCCUCAUCCAGCACCAGGGUGUGCACACAGGUGACAAGCCCUAUGAGUGCCAAGAGUGUGGGAAGACCUUCGGCCGCAGCUCCAACCUUAUUCUUCACCAGCGUGUCCACACAGGAGAGAAACCCUAUGAAUGUACCCAGUGUGGGAAGACCUUCAGCCAGAGCUCAACCCUCAUUCAGCAUCAGAGAAUUCACAAUGGAUUAAAGCCCCAUGAAUGUAGUCAGUGUGGCAAAGCUUUCAACCGAAGUUCAAAUCUCAUUCACCACCAGAAAGUUCAUACUGGAGAGAAACCCUACACGUGUAUCGAAUGUGGUAAAGGCUUCAGCCAGAGCUCACAUCUUAUUCAGCAUCAGAUCAUCCACUCUGGUGAGAGGCCCUAUAAAUGCAGUGAGUGUGGGAAAUCCUUCAGUCAGCGCUCAGUCCUCAUACAGCACCUGAGGAUCCACACUGGUGUGAAGCCCUACAGCUGCACCAGCUGUGGGAAAGCCUUUAGCCAGCGAUCAAAACUGAUGAAGCACCAGCAGAUUCACACAAGGGUGUAG